Molecule: messenger RNA, 207 nt
Organism: Anisakis simplex (herring worm)
Lineage: Eukaryota; Metazoa; Nematoda; Chromadorea; Rhabditida; Anisakidae
Source: the annotation of a GenBank genome assembly
AUGAACCUCGGGUUGGUUGAUGAGCAAAUGAGUCGAUCGGAUCGAAUAGAAAACGAUCGAAUUAAUCAACAACUGACAGACGACGAGUGGUUUCUUAUCGCCUAUUUGAUGGUAUUAGCGGUUGGUAGCAAUAAGCGUAAAAUGAGUUGUGGUAAUAACAGUAGUAGUAGUUGGGAGUGUCUAGAUGAAAUCGUAGAAGCGAUAUAG